This is a messenger RNA of Leptonychotes weddellii (Weddell seal), 1504 nucleotides long. Lineage: Eukaryota; Metazoa; Chordata; Mammalia; Carnivora; Phocidae. The record is from RefSeq and is a predicted model, not a curated record.
CUGCUUUCCCAGCAGGUCAGGUUGGCAUUCAGUGCUACAAGACAGAUGGCUCUGUAUUGGUUUCUUUGGGCUGCUACAACGAGGUACCACACACUGGGUGGCUUCAAACAACAGAAAUUUAUUGUCUUGUAGUUCUGAAGACUCUAAGUCCCCAGUCAAGGUGAUUAUCCCCAAUCAAAUCAAGCAGAGCCAUGCUUCCACUGAGACUCCAGGUGGUUUUAACCAAGAGAGCAGAUCCAGCUGAGCUUAGAACAAUAUUUUUGAAGUAUGCAAGCAUUGAAAAAAAUGGUGAGUUUUUCAUGUCUCCCAAUGACUUCGUCACUCGAUAUUUGAACAUAUUUGGAGAAAGCCAGCCUAAUCCAAAGACUGUGGAGCUUUUAAGUGGUGUAGUGGAUCAGACCAAAGAUGGAUUAAUAUCCUUUCAAGAGUUCGUAGCAUUUGAAUCUGUCCUGUGUGCCCCAGAUGCUUUGUUCAUGGUGGCCUUUCAACUCUUUGACAAAACUGGCAAAGGAGAAGUUACUUUUGAGGACGUUAAGCAAGUUUUUGGACAGACCACAAUUCAUCAACGUAUUCCAUUUAACUGGGAUUCAGAAUUUGUGCAACUACAUUUUGGAAAAGAAAGAAAAAGACACCUGACAUAUGCAGAAUUCACUCAGUUUUUACUGGUGGGUCCAGCUCUUAAAGAGUAAAUAAGUAAAACUGGGAUCCUGAUUUACCUCAAAAUUGCUAACCUAGACAAACCAUCCUAUUUGAAAGUAUUUCUUCAUUAGUAUGUAAACAAGAUAUGAUUAAAUGGGUUCCUACAGACUGUAGAAUCCCUUCCUGUGGAAAAGGAAUAUGCAUUGAGGCCCCAGGAAAUCAAGUGAUUUGCUGAAAAGUCACAUAAGUCGGGGAAGGGGCAGGAUUGGAACUUGAAUUCUUGGCUUAUGACUAGUUCCACUACUAUACACCAGUAUUUUGUUUUUCUUUGAGAAAUGGACAGACAUGUCCUCAUCAGCAUCUAACUGUAGAAUUAUUUCACUGGAGGCCUUUUAUAGACAAAGGCACUGGGUCUGCAACUUGACUGCAGAUUGAAAUCACUUGGGGAGCUUUAAAAACAACUGGUAUUUGGGUCCCCCACCUCUAGAGAUUAGAUUUGACUGGGGAGGUGGGCAGCGAGAACCUGGGCAUUGGGAUAGUGAAAGCUUCCCAGGUGCUUAUGAUGUGCAGCCAAGUUUGAGAAUCACUGUUCAGAGAGUAUCUGCUGUCCAUACCCAGGGUGAAACUCGGGGUUGUUUACAUUUCUGGGGUGCACCUUCCUUGGCCUUGUCCCUCCUGCCUUUCUCUCAUCACCACCCGCAUCCCAUUGUGGUCCCAUCAUUAGACCACUGAUGAUGCCAGUGGACAAGUAGUAACAAAACAUGAUUGCACUUUAGUUGUCCUCCUGAAGUGUAAUUCUUAGAAUGUUUUAAUUCCAAUAUUAACAUUUAGUCACUAAAGGUCAAUAUCUGUAUGGUAUGUAGGC